GUACAGUUUCACCAUGAGACUUGAAUAAACAGACGGUCUACACGUUGCAAAAUGGACGAUGAAGGCUUGUGCUAAGUCGAUACCCCAUGUCUUCCAACUUAACCGCCACGGCGCCUUCGAGAAAGCGACCUUAUUCCCGCGCGCGACAUGCUUGUCUCCGAUGCAGGAGGCAGAAGCUGCGCUGCGACAAUACUCGUCCCUGCGCACUAUGCAUUCGAGUUGGAGUCGCUUGUGAGGAACGUCCCUCAGGAUCUCGGUUCUCGACAACGCCAUCCUCGCGCCCACAUCGCGAAGACCAUCAUGCUUCUCCGGUACAAAGCCUCCACGAUGAUCGACCAUCUGCUCCCGAGACACCUCUGCUGAACAGCAGUCCUACCUCGAGAAACGGGCGGGACGCUCAAGGGCAACAAUCGGCCGAGAAUACGCCUCACCUCUAUCGACCAAGGACAUCAACCUACGAGGUUGUGGAUAAGAUCUUCAGAGAGCACAAUCCCCAAGGCACAAUUCACCACACUUCUGCUGCCAUACCGGGUGGUAGUCCUGACGCGAGGACCAAUAAUUCUGGCAUUCAGUAUCUGCUCGUGUCAGAUGUUAUUGGUGAAGAUCUACCGCCGUCCGAUAUCAUUGACCUCACAUUGGACGCUUACACCAGAGCUGUACAUUGGUUCAUGCUCAUGCUUCACCUGCCGUCCUUCAGAGCUGACUUGCAGAAGUAUCAGACCACAGGCUAUGUGCGGGCUGACAAAGUACCCUCACUGGUCCUAACUAUUCUCGUCAUCGCAGUAGGUGCCAAAUAUAUAACAUGCCAGACUGUAGGCGAGAAAUGCCCCGGCUUUGACCUACAUGGUCUCAGUGAUAGAUUCAUUGGCAAAGUGGAGAAGCACUUGCUAGACGUGUACGAAGCUGCUUGCAUCGAAUCCGUCCAAGUCUCGGCGAUCCUCUCAUCAUUCUACCUCUACCAAGGGCGACCUAGUCGCAGCGUUCCUGUCAAUGGGAGUUGUCUGCGGGUUGCUAUGACCCUGGGGCUGCAUAAGGAAUCAAGCUGGAAGAUGCGAGACCUCGUGACUCGAGAGCUUUGGCGACGUCUCGCUUGGGUCAUUUACACCGCCGAGGUCUUUGGGGCUCUAGCAUAUGGAACGCCAGGCACAGUACGCGAUGAUGAAUGGGACGUGGCACUACCUGAGAAUAUUGGCGACACAUCCGAAACAUGUCCUGGCUUUGCGUCGACGGAAACUUACGAAGGAGAAUCCUGUGGUCCAGUGACCAUCCUCUCUUAUCAGCGGUAUAAAUUCCGCCUGUAUCGUAUUGCCUCAUCGAUAACGAGGACUAUCUACCGACCCAGCGGAGCUUCCUGGGAUUAUGUCGCCACAAAGAUCAAGACCAUCAACGACCGACUCCAGCAAUGGGAAAAGAGCAUACCCCCGGAACUUCGCCUUUCGAAUCUCAGAGUGACAGCAGAUAAUGAGGGUGAUCAACGAAUGAUCAAGAUCUUUCAACUACAGGCGCUUGUUCUCCAGCUGUCAUACGACAACAUUCAGCUAGUUUUGCACCGCCCCUUGUUUACCAUGAAUCGAGCACCGUCAUGGCCAUCACUGAACGACAGCGGCCAAGUUCAAGGAACCUUUGGGGAGGUCUCGAAUCAAAGCUCCAGUGAUCUCAAUGAGAUGAUCAAAAUAAGCAGGUACCAGUGUUGGGUAUCUGCCAUGAGAACCUCCAAGAUUGGUGACCACGCUGAAAUCCUGUCUGCCUCACGGGAAACUCACGGAGGUGCUUAUGUCGGGAUUCAAUCAUUCACCGCUGGUGUCGUGCUUGGGAUAUUUGCUCUCUCAGAUCCGCUCUCCGACCAGGCCCAUCAAGCUAAACGUGCUGUAAGCAAGAUCAUCAAGCUUCCUCGUUUAUACGAGUAUCGUACAACGAUCUCAGAUCAAUGCGGUGUUAUCCUCGAAGAACUCUUGCGACUUAUACUGGCGGAGGAGAUGAAAGCAUUGCUCGUUGAGGGUGACGCUUCCGCCAAGGCCGGUGAGUCAGACCAGGCUGUGACGGGGAGCCGCGACAACUCGAAUCCAGUGGACACUGAGCAGACCAGACAACAGAGGUUUCCGAGGGUUGAUUUUGAUCCUCCUCUGAACAACGCCGACGACUUUCCAAGCAUGGACACUCUACGAAGUUUCCCGGAUCAGUCACCAGAGAUUCCCCGGGACAUCUGUAUGGGCAAUUUCAGCGAUGCGCUGCUAUCGCUACAAGACAUCAGGACGUCCAAUACUUUUGACAAUACUACUCAAGCAUGGAUAUGGGACGAUUUGAUUUGGCAACCCGAAAUGUCAUGAUAUUUUAAAUGAUAGCGCUACCAAAUUGAUUCCGUUGCGUCCCACGGCAACAGUUGAUCGAAGUCAUCCAGUUCUAGAUCAGGUAAGGACAUUAUGAAGCUGUUGGCAAGAUCAUCGUCGUCCUCCUCGUGAGGCUGAUGUACCUGGUCCUUUUCUAUUCCUGAUCCUGAAACCAGCUUUGUCAUGGCUGGCAUGCUACUAUCCUCGACAUGGAAUAUUGAUGCUGGGCUCUUUAGCACUUCGACCGAAACUGGAGUGGGACCACCAGUUGCAUCCAUCGUCGAAUGUUUGGCAUCCUCCUUCAUUCGGUAUGCUGCCGUAUUCAACAUUGAGAUUGUGGUGUCUGCAAGCUGAUAUGACUUUGCAAAUUCAAGCAGGAUUCGCCAGCAAAGGUAAAAUUUCUGAAAGCUGAUUUCUCGGACCAUAUCGUCCUGAGACAUGCUGUACAGGAGAUGAGUGACGGCCGUGGGCUCCAAGGCUGCAAUGGCAGUCUCUGGCAGAAACUGUACCAAGUCCUCAGCGUAUAGGUCGCUGAAAAUUUCGGUAACUGACCUCGCCGAUUGACAGACCAUUUUUGCAGAAGACGCUGUCAAGUCUGCAUUUGUUUGGCCGCGACCUGAUGGGUUAGCCAGCGGUCUAUAUAUUGUCAUGAGUGUCAUGCAAUAAUAUCCCGUUAACAAGGCCUUGUGCACCCUAACAACCUUGUGCUCGUUGGCAACUCCAAUGAUCCCUCCCUGGGAUUGAUCCGAGUGCACGCUGACUGGCAAUUGUUGGAACCAGUGUUGGAGCUCAUCUCCGCAGACGCUAAUCUCGAUGUCCGUCAGCUCGCUGGAACGAGGGAUCAGUGAGAUUGUGGAUGGUCGUCUCCCACGGGCAAUUUGUGUCCUUUGAGGUUCAUAGUGUGAUGAUAACACUUUCUCAAUAUGCAACGCCAGUUGCGCCAAGGCAAUGCAGCAUUGUGACAGAAUCACACACUCACCCGGAUUCCCAGGUUGAAUAAGUGAAGUCUCUUUUAUGGCUCGAUGGAGUGAGUCUGAUCGAAGGUCAUCAAUCUCGAGCGAUGGCAUGCUCGUUGUAUCCGGUUUGAACUGCACCGGUCUCCUUAGAGUAACCGCCAUCAGACGAUCUCUGAUUAGGAGUGACCACCAGGUAAGUCUUGUCGUGACUGAAGAACCUGAGCAUGAAGUAAAAUCUAUAUUCGAGUCCCAACCGAGACUGCUGGCAUGCAUUGUCGCGACACCCAUCCAGUGAUAAUUGUCUCUCAGUGUACCUGAAUCGCCGUCCCAGAAGCUAAGCAGAAUGGCGGAUUGGAUGAUUGACAGACGGUCCGAUUCGACAUCGAAGUCAUGCAGUAACCUGGCGCGGUCGAAACAGAUCCUUCUGACUGAUUUUCGGCAUCCUUCCUCUAGGCUGUUGCCUAUGAAUGCCGUGGCAGCAGAGAGUAAGGACUGGAAGACAAGGAGGCUGACUGUGCGUUUUCCGCCGUUGCUGAAGACGGCCGUCAAGAUCCCCUCGAGAUCAAGCAUGGGUGUAAAAGGGUGGACCCAUUGCAUAUAUGCCUGGAGGAGCAAGUCUCGGAUCGGGGCAUCGGGAAUAUCAAAGGCUCCUUUGCUUCGGAGGAAGUCGAGGUCCUCUGGAGAAAUGUUUGUGGACAAUGGUGUGAUGAAGGAAGGGAGGGUAAGACACUGGGAUUGGUCACUGAUGACCGUAGAUGUAGGAGAAGGAUACGAUGCCACUGGGUCUGACUUCGAGUUCUGGGUUAUCUUGUCUAGCGGGGGAUUGAAGAAGUCGAUUAUGGGUAGUGUUCCGAAAUCACCGGGCGAGAGGGUGAGCGUCUUCCCGUGGACCGCUGCCGCCCUUUGGUGACUUUUCUGCUGCAUCGAGGGCUGUUCUGUUUUGAUAGUCGUCCGUACAUCUUCGAAAUCGAU
Molecule: messenger RNA, 4255 nt
Organism: Exophiala oligosperma
Lineage: Eukaryota; Fungi; Ascomycota; Eurotiomycetes; Chaetothyriales; Herpotrichiellaceae
Exons: 2
Coding region: 87-2327 (746 amino acids)
Biological process (GO): DNA-templated transcription; positive regulation of transcription from RNA polymerase II promoter by galactose
Cellular component (GO): nucleus
Molecular function (GO): RNA polymerase II cis-regulatory region sequence-specific DNA binding; DNA-binding transcription factor activity, RNA polymerase II-specific; zinc ion binding
Source: RefSeq, a predicted model, not a curated record